Molecule: messenger RNA, 1153 nt
Organism: Umbelopsis ramanniana AG
Lineage: Eukaryota; Fungi; Mucoromycota; Umbelopsidomycetes; Umbelopsidales; Umbelopsidaceae
Exons: 7
Coding region: 168-917 (249 amino acids)
Source: RefSeq, a predicted model, not a curated record
GCUCUUUUUGUUCGGGCUAGAAACCGGACAUUCAAUUAUUUCCUCAAGGCACUGACAAAAAAGCAAAUAGUCAAAAUCUAUUGGCUGAGGCCACAAAUCUGCUGAACAAGCUUCAUUAAUCUUUUCUUCUUUAACCGUUUUCCUUUCUCCACACUUUUUACAACCUCAUGGCUCCACAAUACAAAGCAGUAAUCUUUGACAUAGGUGGAGUGUGCGUGGGAUCCCCUAUGCAAGGCAUCCACCGAUAUGAGAAGAAAGUCGGGUUACCACGCAACUACAUCAACCUGAGCAUCGUUCAACAAGGAGAAAAUGGUGCAUUCCAGAAAUUGGAAAGAGGAGAAAUAAAGCUACACGACUUUUAUGCAGCAUUUGGCGAACAAUUGUCUCAUCCUUCGAACAAAGAGCAUUACCGAGAGUAUAUGAAGAAGCAAGGAAAAGAUAUCCCUAUCAUUCCGGACAUAAAGGUGGAUGGAAGGGAACUCUUUCAAAGUAUGAUGCGGGAAACAUCUGUUGUGGAUGAAAGAAUAUUUUAUGCCAUUAAGCAGUUGAAAGAAUCUGGAAAGUAUAAGGUUGCUGCGUUGACAAAUAACUUUGAGUACCCAGAAGAUGACUUGAAAGAGAUUGAAGCUCUCGGUGGCAAGCUUCCAGACGAGCUGCGAUCACAGUUCGAUGAGUUCAUUGAGUCGAGGAUAGUAGGUUUGAGAAAACCGGAUCCAAAGUUUUAUGAACACGCUUGCAAAGUAGUAGGAGUAGAGCCUUCUGAGGCUAUCUUCUUAGAUGAUAUUGGUAUGAACCUGCGAUCCGCCAAUAAGCUCGGAAUGACCACUAUUCAAGUUAUGAUGGGAAACUCCCUCCCUGCCGUAGAGAAGCUACAAAGCUUGGUUGGAAUAGACUUGCUGCCGACAUCUAGACUGUAAAAUGCGAUAAGUGAAAACGCAGUAUACCAAAAGAAAAACAUUCACUGGAUAUCAAAUAAAAGUCGAUGAAUAUAAGAAAAAUUGUUAAAAAAAAUAGCAAAGGACAAAAGUCAAAUUAACAGCGUAUGAAGCUUGGCUAUCAAGUGCUCGCAAUGAAUGAAGCGUGCCUACGACUCUGCGAGAAAAAAAAAAGGCAGUCAGAAAAGUUUAAUUUUUUGAAAUUUUCUCAAUGUAGG